Messenger RNA from Thalassophryne amazonica, 1299 nucleotides. Its product is annotated as C-type mannose receptor 2-like. The transcript is spliced from 7 exons. The record is from RefSeq and is a predicted model, not a curated record. The coding region runs from base 53 to 1162 and encodes 369 amino acids. Lineage: Eukaryota; Metazoa; Chordata; Actinopteri; Batrachoidiformes; Batrachoididae.
GAGAGGAAGGACACAAAGUGAAGGUGAGAAGAAAAAUUACAACAUUGCAGUGAUGCUGUGGUUUGUGCUCCUUGUUUUGGGUCAGUGUUUGUCGGUCACGUGUCAGCUGUAUCACUACUACUUUAUUAACCAGGAGAAGACCUGGGAAGAUGCUCAGAACCACUGCAGAGAGAAACACACUGACCUGGCAACAGUGAUGAGUAUGGAAGAUGUGACAAGCCUCCUCAAUGCUGCAUCAGAAAAUACAGGCAACACACGUGAAGCUUGGAUUGGACUAAAGAAUGACGGCAACUUCACAUGGCGCUGGUCUCUGCCAGGGGUGGACGGCAAAGAGACGAACUGGGAUGUAAAUCAACCUGAUAACCCCAGGAAGGAGAAUUGUGGGACCAUGUGGAAAAGUGGCAAAUGGAACAAUCUGGUUUGUAGCGAAAUGAGAAACUUUAUCUGCUACGAUGAGACAAAUAAAAAAUUCCAUCUGAUUAAAGAAGAAAAGAACUGGUUUGAAGCUCAGCAUUACUGCAGAGAAAAACACACAGACCUGGUCAGUGGAAUGAAUCAGUUAAAUCAGGAAGAAUUAAAAAAAGAGGCAAACCCCAACAACGUCGGUUCCCAAGAAAUCUUCAUCGGUCUGUUCAGCGACACCUGGAAGUGGUCAGAUGGGAGGAACAUGUCUUUCAGACACUGGCAUCCAGACUUUUUUACAGAUCAGCUAAAUGUCACACGAUGUGCGACGACCUCAUUCAAUCAAACUGCAAGAAACAGCAAAUGGGGUUACAAUGAAUGUAACCAAACAAAAACGUUCUUCUGCUACAAUGUUGAGCUGGUCCUAAUCAAAGCCAAUAAGACCUGGACUGAUGCCUUGGAUUACUGCAGAAAGCACCACAAAGGUCUGGUCUCCAUCACAACCCCUGGAGAUCAGAUGUUGGUCCAAGACAUGUUGCAAGAAGCCACCACAGAGUACGUUUGGCUGGGACUGCACUACUCCUGUGUUGUGGAUUUGUGGUUGUGGGUCACUGAUGAGCCGUUCUGCGACGACAGCUGGGAGCGGUACCAACUACGCAGGAAUGAAUGUGGCGUUUCUGCAGCGAUGAGCACACAAAGCCCAUACAACUGGACCACCAAAUGUGAUCAAACACCCUUUAAUUUCAUCUGUGUUAAAUAGAACGUCUGAUUACAAUAGUCAACGGCCAAGCUUUGGCACUGUGUGCAGGUGCCAAGUCCUGUUGGAAAAUGAAAUCUAUUCAGGAACGUCUGAGUGUCUCUUCGUCGUUGUUGGAUCCAGGAGACGACAACAAGCUG